Xyrauchen texanus (razorback sucker) is the source of this 1809-nucleotide messenger RNA. RefSeq names its product endonuclease domain-containing 1 protein-like. The record is from RefSeq and is a predicted model, not a curated record. The coding region runs from base 188 to 1063 and encodes 291 amino acids. The transcript is spliced from 2 exons. Gene Ontology annotation, molecular function: nucleic acid binding; hydrolase activity; metal ion binding. NCBI's taxonomy places the organism in Eukaryota, Metazoa, Chordata, Actinopteri, Cypriniformes, Catostomidae.
AGAGACCCUGGCUUCUAACUCUUUAGACAGACAGAGAGACAGAAACAGACAGAGAAAGACAGAGACAGAGACCGACAGAGAGAAAGACAGAGACAGAGAAAGACAGAGAGACAGACAGACAGACAGACAGAGAGAGACAGACAGAGACAGACAGAGAGAGAGAGAGACAGAGAGAGAUAGAGAGAGGAUGGGGUUUGUGUGUGGGUUGUUUCUUCUGCUCACUCUACCUGUGCUGGCUCUGACUGAAGUGGUGACAUCUUUCUCAACAUGUCCUCAGUUUUUUUGGAAAGAUCAAAAUGGAAAGGCUGUCACUCCAACGAUAUUUACACAAGUGACGAAUGGUUAUGAUCAUUACCAGAAGAUCUGUCAGAGAUACAAAAACCUCUAUCAGUUUGCGACUCUUUAUGACACAGCUCACAGGAUCCCGGUGUACUCCGCAUUUAACUUCACAGGCAUUCAGAAGUGCAGCAGAAAGAACAGCUGGCUCAUUGAACCCAGGCUUGACGACAUCAACGGCAGUCCUGAAAUGACCACUGAAAGCAAUGUCAAAAACUUGGGUCAGAAACAAGCAAUCAAUGAUGAUUAUGAUAAAACUGGAUAUGACAAGGGUCACCUGUACCCCGUGUCUCAGGCAGACGAUCAGUGCACAGCGUUUGCCACCUUCACCCUGACCAACGCAGCUCCACAGCACCUGCGCUUCAACAGGGGUGUGUGGAAUCAAAUGGAGAGAGCUGUUCUUAAUUACAUGAAUACAAACUGCCAACUGAAUAAUAAUAUUGCAUACAUCGUGACAGGAACAGUACCGAGCAAUCCAAGCAAACUAAUGAACAAUAGAGUGAACAUACCAAAGUACUUCUGGAAUGCCUUUUGCUGCUUUGACAAAAAUUGUAAAAAGUGGGUGUCAAAGGCUCAUAAAGGUCCGAACGACGACACCGGAACACUCCUGGAACUGAGUCUGAAUAAUCUGGAAGCAGGACUGUCCCAAGAUUAUGGUCAGGCAUUCUCUGUAUUCGGAGGACAAUGCCAAACUGAUAUUAACAAACCUAUCUAUCAUAAACCCUGAAUUCACAUUAAAGAAACCAAAUAAAUCUCCUUCAAUAUGAAAGCAAUGUUCUUUGAAGAGAGUUAUUAGAGGCUUUUAUUGUCAUUGUUUGCUAAUUACAAAAUUACAAACUCAUUUCCUGUUCCUGUUCUUGACUAUAUUUUGUUGUGUGGUGUGUGUGUGGUGGUGGUGGGGGGGGGUAUGAGCCGUAUUCAUAAAACAUUUAUAUGAUGUUAAACUUAUCACCAGUUAUUAAAACAGGAGAAACAAACUCCUGAUAUUUACUAAAUCUAAUUAAAAUCAUCAAAUAGUUGGAAAUCAUUAAAUCUUUAAUUAUCAACCUGAAAAUAUCUGUGUGAUACUUUUCAAAUACUUUGUGUGUUUUAAAUUUAGGCCAUCACCCAUAUGGAAGAAACACAGAUGUCCAAUAUAUCAUUUGCAUAUAUAUAUCAUUACCAUCCUGACUGUAACGCUUUCUGAACAUGGGACAUCCGAGUGUCUGUGCCCAUCUUUUCCCUGACAGACUUAGAAAAGGAACUAAAGAUGUUAUUUGGUUUAUUGUGUUAAAUGUCCACUGCUCUCCAAGAUAUCUACACAUGUAAAAGUCACAACAGUACUCACACCUUACAUAAGCAUGUGUAGCAACAAAUGGGAACGGGGAACACACACAUCCUUUUUAAGCACCCUUUAUUCAAUGUCUCCUGUUAAUGAAAACUGUGACAUUCCUAAGCUUUAUUCCUCGACUAUUAAAAAUGAACCUGCAUUGA